AUGAGUCCCAGCAAGUCACUACCUUUCAAGGAGGAUGCCGGCGCAUUUACCCUAGAUUACGCACAGUCUCUGGACGCCGAAGACCCACUACGACAUCUCCGGGAUGAAUUCCACAUCCCCACAAAGGCUGAUUUAAAGCGCAAGAAGCUUGAGCCGGAUGAUGAGGACGAAAAUCCGGAAGCAUUAGAGCCAUGUACCUACCUCUGCGGCAACUCGCUCGGCCUGCAGCCCAAGCGGACGUUCGAUUAUAUCUACAAAUACCUCAGCACCUGGGCGACCAAAGGCGUAUAUGGGCACUUCAAGGAGCUGGAGGACUCGAUGUCUCCGCCAUGGGUACACAUGGACGACGCAGUAAAGGAGCAGACAGCGAAGAUAGUCGGCGCGCUGCCAAGCGAAGUUGCUGUUAUGGAGACCUUGACGGUGAACCUGCACCUUCUGAUGGCGAGCUUCUACCGGCCGACGAAGGAGCGGUACAAGAUUAUAAUUGAGAGCAAGGCUUUCCCUAGUGAUCAUUAUGCCGCCCUCUCCCAACUCGCCCACCACGGCCACCCCCCGUCAGGCCUCAUCUGCAUCACUCCCCCUCCCCCCACCUCAACCCCCCUCCUCACAACCGCCCACAUCCUUUCCACCAUAGAAGCUCACGCCUCCACCACCGCCCUGAUCCUCCUCCCCGGCAUCCAAUUCUACACCGGCCAGCUCCUCGACAUCGCCACAAUCACGGCCUUCGCGCACAAGCACUCCAUCACAAUCGGGUGGGAUCUGGCACACGCGGCCGGAAACGUGCCCCUCCAGCUGCACGACUGGGACGUCGACUUCGCCGCGUGGUGCAACUAUAAGUACAUGAACUCCGGGCCCGGGACAAUCGGGGGGUUGUUUGUGCAUGAGCGGCACGGGCGAGUCGACGCGCCCUCGGAAGACAGGCAAGGCGGAAACGAAGAAGGUGAAGCGGGCAGCUACACGCCCCGUCUCUCCGGCUGGUGGGGCUCGGACAAAGCAUCCCGCUUCCGCAUGGAGAACCGCUUCGUGCCCAUGCCCGGCGCGGCGGGGUGGCAGGUCAGCAACCCGUCUGCGAUCGACAUGACGUCCGUCCUAGCUUCGCUGUCCGUGUUCGGUAUGGCGGAUAUGCAGGCGUUGAGGGGCAAGAGUCUGAAGCUGACGGGCUAUCUGGAGCGUUUGCUGCUCGAGAUGCCGUGGGAGGGGGAGAAGGAGGCCGGCGCCAGGCCGUAUACGAUCAUCACGCCUAGCAACGAGGCGGAGAGGGGCGCGCAGCUGAGCGUGAGGCUGGAGGAGGGGCUGUUGGAGCGGGUUAUGGAGGUGCUGGAGGACGAGGGCGUGGUUGUGGAUGAGAGGAAGCCGAAUGUCGUUAGGGUGGCGCCGGCGCCGCUGUAUAACAGUUUCGAGGAUGUGUGGAGGUUUGUGCGGGUAUUUCAGGGCGCGUGCCGCGACGCGCAGGAACGGAAGAUGAGCAAUGGGGAGAAUGAAGGUGGCAGGAGUCUGAUGGUAGAUGGUGGAAAGGAUAGGGGAGGGUGGGAAGAAAUCAAGUGA
Molecule: messenger RNA, 1545 nt
Organism: Coniosporium apollinis CBS 100218
Lineage: Eukaryota; Fungi; Ascomycota; Dothideomycetes
Product: kynureninase
Exons: 3
Coding region: 1-1545 (514 amino acids)
Biological process (GO): NAD+ biosynthetic process
Cellular component (GO): cytoplasm
Molecular function (GO): kynureninase activity; pyridoxal phosphate binding
Source: RefSeq, a predicted model, not a curated record